CAUUUCUUUUCUUGGAAAAAAAUCUUCACAAACUUGGAACUGUUCUUACAGAGAAGCACAAGGCGGCUUUGUUUGAAGCCCUUGAGAAGGUCAAAUCUGAGUUGAUGGUUCUGGGAUUCAUUUCGCUCAUACUCACUUUUGGGCGGGAGUACAUUAUCAAGAUAUGUAUCCCUUUCAAGGUUGCAGCCACUAUGCUGCCUUGCGUAUCAGAUAGUGUGAAUGAUGGAGAGUCAAGUAGCGAAUCAGAACAUCGUAGACGACUCUUGUGGUUUGACCAUAGAUACUUAUCUUCUUCAAGUACAACUAAUCCUGCAUGCAAGUCGGGGUAUGAACCGCUUAUAUCAACAGAAGCAUUGCACCAAUUACACAUCCUCAUAUUCUUUUUAGCAGUCUUUCAUGUCUUAUACAGUGCUGUUACCAUGUUGCUUGGGAGGCUAAAGAUUCGCGGCUGGAAGAAAUGGGAGCAAGAGACUUCAACCAAUGACUAUGAGUUCUCAAAUGAUCCUUCUAGAUUCAGACUUACUUAUCAGACAUCUUUUGUAAGAGCACACACCAGUUUCUGGACCAAGCUUCCUAUCAUCUUUUAUAUUGGAUGCUUCUUUCGACAAUUUUUUAUGUCUGUUAGUAGGUCUGACUACUUGACGUUGCGCAAUGGAUUCAUCAAUGUUCAUUUAGGUCCUGGAAGCAAAUUUAACUUCCAAAAAUAUAUUAAACGAUCAUUAGAGGACGACUUCAAGGUAGUGAUGGGAGUAAGUCCUGUCUUGUGGGCAUCAUUUGUGCUUUUCUUGCUUGUAAACGUUAAUGGAUGGCAAGCAUUGUUUUGGGCAUCCUUAAUCCCUGUGAUUAUAAUCUUAGCUAUUGGAAUGAAGCUUCAAUCCAUUUUGACGAAGAUGGCUCUUGAAAUUACAGAAAAACAUGCGGUGGUGCAAGGGAUGCCACUUGUACAGGGCUCAGACAAAUACUUUUGGUUUGGUCGGCCUCAUUUAGUGCUUCAUCUCAUUCACUUCGCUUUGUUUCAGAAUGCUUUCCAGAUUACAUAUUUCUUUUGGAUAUGGUACUCUUUUGGAUUGUAUUCUUGCUUCCAUUCUAAUUUCAAGCUUGCAAUAUUGCAAAUUGUUUUCGGGGUUGUGGUCUUAGUUCUAUGCAGCUACAUCACACUUCCUCUGUAUGCCCUUGUCACGCAGAUGGGUUCACGCAUGAAGAGAUCAAUCUUUGAUGAACACACGUCCAAGGCCCUCAAGAAGUGGCACAUGGCAGUGAAGAAGCCGAAGGGAGGAAAGUCCCCAACUCGAACGCUAGGGGAAACUGUAAACCCAAGCAUUUCAACACUGCACUCUCAAGCAGAACACAGACUACAACGUUUCAAAACAACAGGUCACUCUAUACGCUCAUACACCCAUGACUAUCAUGGGGAAGAUAACAGCAAUGAAAGUGACUUCUCAUUUGUGAACCCUGCUUUGGCGAAUGAACCAUGAUAUAGUUUCAGCACUGGUACAAACU
Messenger RNA from Pistacia vera, 1500 nucleotides. RefSeq names its product MLO-like protein 8. Gene Ontology annotation, cellular component: membrane. Bases 105 to 1475 code for a protein of 456 amino acids. Gene Ontology annotation, biological process: defense response. NCBI's taxonomy places the organism in Eukaryota, Viridiplantae, Streptophyta, Magnoliopsida, Sapindales, Anacardiaceae. The transcript has 15 exons. The record is from RefSeq and is a predicted model, not a curated record.